AUGUUUAAUUAUUUUACUACUGUAUUUGUCGUUAUCAAAAUGCGAUUUCAGCAAGAAAUUUCUCAAAAUAAAGGUUUUAUUUUUGAAAAUAUCGUAAAAUUAGUAGAUUCUGGAUCAGAAGAAUUAUCAUUACUUGAAAUUCCAGAAACAAGUGAAAUGAGCAGUUUUCGUGUCAACAUUCGAGACCUUGGUGUUAAAAUGGAAAAAAGCGAUAUUAUAGUUAAAAAUGGAAAACGAAUUUCAGAAGUGCUUUUUGGGUUAGAUAAAGAAAUUCAAGCAACUAGUGACGAACUUGAAGAAUUUCGACAUCAAGCGAAAGGCUUUUUAUUUUCACUUGCAAGUGAGAUGAAAGCAAUCACACAAGAAAUUGAAAAAUCGCAGUGGUUAGAAUAUGGUUUUUUCAAAUAUGUUAUUAAAUCAAAUAGCCACUCGUUGUCAGAUAGUUCAGCAAACUUUAUCUGUAAACGACUCAGAGUGUUAGAAAAACAGAUACCCGGAUUUCAGGAACAGCUUAAGAAAGUUAUUGCCGCUAUUAAUUCAGUCAGUCUUAGUGCAGAUACUACACAUGGGCACUUGAUUGAUGGAGAACGAGAAGCAGAACAUUUUUUAAAACAACACUGGCUAGGUAAGAUUGCUGAUCAUAUAACGCGAAAGCAAACAGAGGAUGAACUUUUACGAGUGCGAACUAUAAUUAAAAUAUUGAAAGAACUAGCACCAAAUAUUAUAAAAUUUGAAAACUUCUUAAAAGAGUACCGUCAUCAUAUACGAGAUGUUGCCAAAGAAGUAAAAUAUAGCCCCACAACGAGAAGACUUGAAGUAUUUGAAACAAGCACAGCAGAGAAACAGUCUAAAUCUAAAUCUUUGGAUGAUUUCAAUGUUAAAUUUCUUAACGAAAAGCAAAAUCUUGACGAAGAAGCAAUAAAAUUUUCUUCAGUGGGAUAUAAACCCAUUGAU
This is a messenger RNA of Racocetra persica, 954 nucleotides long. The record is from the annotation of a GenBank genome assembly. NCBI's taxonomy places the organism in Eukaryota, Fungi, Glomeromycota, Glomeromycetes, Diversisporales, Gigasporaceae.